This is a messenger RNA of Hibiscus syriacus, 1245 nucleotides long. RefSeq lists its product as uncharacterized. Bases 1 to 1245 code for a protein of 414 amino acids. Lineage: Eukaryota; Viridiplantae; Streptophyta; Magnoliopsida; Malvales; Malvaceae. The record is from RefSeq and is a predicted model, not a curated record. The transcript is spliced from 2 exons.
AUGGGAACAUCAUGUGAAUUUAGUAAUAGUUCUUCGCAUACUAAUCCAGCAUUGGACUUGCUUGAAGUUGAUGAUUCUGAUGAUGUCGGCACAAGAAAAACUCUAAAGUCCGAUAUCAAUGAAGUUGAAGACGGGGAUGAACCAGAGAAAGAAAACGUUUCAAUGAAGACUGACUCUACGUCCGAAUCAAUUAGCAAUCAUCACCAAUCCGUAAUUGUCAUCGAGGAACAGAAUGAGCCUGAAGGCCUGCAGUUGGAUAUAGUUUCCAACAGUCAAGAUGACAAAAAGGAAUCUAAAACAAAUAGCUACGAAAAGGUACAUGGAGAGAGUGUCAUAAAAAAUCUUAUGGCUUCUUCUGUAGACAAUAGUGAACCGAACGAGAUCGAGAGAACAUCAGCCGACCAGUUGAAGAAAGAGUUGAUACAUUCUGGUGCUGUCAGAGAUGGCCAUACUGGAGAGCCUAGAGCUGUUGCUUCUCAGACUAGCGCUGUAAUUUUGCAAGGGGAAGCUGAUAGUGGAUCCGUUAAACCUCAACUCGAUACAACUGUAGGUGAUGUUUCGUUCGAUUCUAGUAGUCGAACUGAUAGUUUGGAAGGCCACUGGGGAUCUGUUUCAGUGCUGUCAACCCAAUCCGACAACCCGGCUGCCAUUGACACUGAGACUUUACCAUCUACCGCAUCACAAGCACUUUCGGAAGGAGGGAAAGCAAACAUAAAGAGGUCGAAACCGGCAUCUGAAGAACAUUUCGAUGAAUUGAGCGAGUUCGAUCCACCAUCUUUCAUGACAUUGGUUGAAGUUGGAGGCAGUAGCGACCCUAAAGACACCGCUGUUUCCAAAACCCCGACAGGACAGAAUGCCGAAAACACUAGAGCCGGCUGGUUCCCUUCACUCACUCAUGCGGCCAAUGAGUCUCAAGGAAGAAAAAAGAAUGAAAAGAUCAUAGAAAAGGUGGCUAACUGGAAUGUAAACAGGCACAGUCCUCUGAAGAACUUAGCCGAUGAUAGUGAACCCAAACCCAAGUCCUCGAACCCGAACCCAGCUGCUUUGGGUCCAAGAGACGAUGGAACCACGGGUGCCAAAGUGAGCUCGACUGUGGACCCUGAAACACCUAUGGCUGAGCUAGCCCAUGUUGAAACAGAGAAAGAAUGGAACUCUCCACCGGGGUAUCUGUCUGGUAUUAAGAGAGAAAAAAGGAAAGGUAGGCCAUUUUGGGUACAGUUUGCAUGCUGCUCCUCUGUAAAUUAG